CACCCCGGUUCACUCAUCCGUGACGUGCACCGGUGGGGCAGAGCACAUUCUCUUUCGCGAGCUUCAUCCGCAACCUCGGCUUCCCCCCGCCUGCUCGUGUGUUUGUGUUUUUUUCCCCUUCACUUCACACCGUAUCCUUUUGGGAGCUGCAAAUUAACACAAUGUAACGGCGAGAACAAUUUCAUACCUUCACAAAGACAAAAGACCGUCGUGGACGACUAACAGCCUGCACAAAGAAGCAAGAAAGGGGGACGGCGAAAGAGCAUUAAGCACACGGUGGUCUGUGAGAUUGAACUUCAUAAUCAAACGUCGUUGUCCCCGGGGUCAAUGACAGAGAAUGAAUUAAGCGAUACACCCGAUUUGCGUGCCAAGGUUUAUGUCAUGGGAUUCCCUCAGCGUUCGGACCCUGCUUGCCUGUGACCGUUGAGAGAGAGAGAGAGAGAGAGUCGUUACGGUGCACGGUUUUUUGUGCUGUUCAGCAGCAGUGGAUCUGGUGUGGUGGAGGACAAUAGCUAUACGCCAAUCCAAGGCGAGGGUGGUGGGAUUCCCGCAGUCCCCCCCGUCUGCACUCCAAGCCCAGGCAAGUCGAUUUUGAAUGACAGCUCCGCAACAAAGCACGGACACCUCGUCGCCUCAAGGGAAUUUUGUUGCCAUUUUAAGGAAUCUCGAAGACGAGUCGGCUGUGCGGAAAACCAGACUUUACUCGAAUGCAAUAGCGACAGGAGAUUGUUAAGUGAAUUAGAAUGUGCGAAGGAAAUCGAUGACUGCAACCUGCACAGUUCUUCACCGAGCACCUUAAUUAAUUGGUCGUUAGUGGGAGAAAUAUUACAACGGAAUUGCCAAUAUUAUCAACACUGGCUUCAUUGGGUUUGCACGGUAGCUGUAGACCCGCAUUGCGCCCUCAGGACUUAAAGUCUAAUCUAAUAAACAGGGUAGUUAUUGCGACGGCGCCUAACGGGUUAACUGCCAAACGCAAGAAUAGGCUAACGGGGACUACAUUGAAAUCACCCAUUCGUGAUCGUGUUGUAAAGAGGGUUCGGCAUCGCUUGAUAGAUGUGAGAACACUGGUUCGACAACCCACCACCACCACAACAGGAAUUCUCACACCUACAACCCCGAAAGCCUACAAGCUACGAGGAGGCAAGCACCAUCUCCGCUAGAUAUUGAGCUCACACACUGAAAUGCAUCCAGAUUCCCUGGUGCAGAAUUUUAAUAAGGUAGUGCAUCGCUGGUAAAUCGAGCCUUUUCUCCACAUCGUCUUGCCUGUUUGGAGGAACCCGCUGUGACUCAAGCCUAACUGUGACAGAACCAUGGCUGCUGUGGUGAACUACUCCCCGCCGUGGUGGGCAAAUCUUCUUCACCGUCUACCCCACUUCAACCUGCAGUUUGAGAUGACGAGCAGCGACUUCCGACCCGAAGACUCCGAAUAUCAGAAGUCUGUGCUGCUGAUUGGCGCUGUGGCUCUGGUGUGUCUGGCCCUGGACCUGCUCUUCCUUCUCUGCUACUCCUUCUGGCUGUGCUGCCGCCGCAGGAAGAGCGACGAUCCGCCCAACGCCGACUGCUGCUGCACCGCCUGGUGCGUCAUCAUCGCCACGCUCGUCUGCAGUGCUGGCAUUGCUGUGGGUUUCUAUGGCAACGGAGAGACAUGUGAUGGGAUGAACAGGUUGACGUACUCCCUUCGCCAUGCCAACCAGACUGUGGCCGGGAUCGAUAAACUGGUGUCCAGCAGCUCCGUGUCCUUGAAUGACUCGGUGCAGGCGGGCCUGCUGCAGUGUGAGGUGGCCUACGAGAAGCAGACCGACUACCUGUCCAUCGUGCACAAGCUGCAGGGCCAGCUGGACGAGCUACUGGGCCUGCUGGUGGAGGUGCCCUUCUGGAGCAACUCGGACCUGUCGCUGCACACGCUGGCCGCCACCACCGAGCAGCACGACUGGUACAGGUGGCUGGCCUAUCUCACCUUGCUGCUCUUUGACGUGCUCAUCUGUCUGCUAGUGCUGGUCGGACUCAUCCGGAACUCCAGGGGAAUUCUGAUUGGAGUGUGUAUUCUGGGUGUUCUAGCACUUGUCAUCAGCUGGGCCACCUUGGGAUUAGAGCUGUCUGUCGCCGUGACCACCAGUGACUUCUGUGUGGACCCCAACUCUUACAUCACCAAAGUCACGCAGGAGAACGCUGUCAUCAACCAAGAUAUCUUGCAGUACUACCUGAAAUGCAGCAUGGGCCAGUCCAACCCCUUUCAGCAGAAACUCUCUGGAAGCCACAAGUCUCUGGUGGAGAUGCAGGAUGACGUCGCUGAACUGCUACGCUCCGCCACUCGAGAGUAUCCUCAGACCAAGGGGAAUCUGGAGGAGAUCCAGUCUGUGUUGAACUCCACUGAGGUUAGCCUCCACCAGCUUACGGCUCUGCUGGACUGCCGCAGCCUGCACAUGGACUAUGUCCAGGCUCUGACGGGUCUGUGUUAUGACGGCGUGGAGGGCCUCAUCUACCUGGUGCUCUUCUCCUUCGUCACCGCCCUCAUGUUCAGCUCCAUCGUCUGCAGCGUGCCCCACACCUGGCAGGGCAAGAGGAGUGAGGACGAUGACGGUGACGAGUCUUCUGCGGCCCACGGCUCACGGCAGCCUCACGAUAACCUGUACCGCGUGCACAUGCCCAGCCUGUACAGCUGCGGCAGCAGCACGUACGGUAGCGAGGCUAGCCUCCCAGCCGCGGCUCACACCGUCAGCAACGCGCCCGUAACCGAGUACAUGAGCCAGAGCGCUAACUUUCAGAACCCCCGCUGUGAGAACACUCCUCUGAUUGGCAGGGAGUCCCCUCCGCCCUCUUACACCUCAAGCAUGAGGGCGAAGUACCUGGCCAACGGUCAACCAGAUCAGCCACAGCAGCAGCCGCAGACUCCCGGCAGCCGAGCGGACCAUCGCCAGAAUCCCCGCACCGAACCGCACCUUCGCCCUGAAGCCCUCAGCCGCUCCGCCCCCAACAGCCGGCCCAACUCUGCCAUCCACCGGCCGCACUCCUCCAUACACUAACACACCUGCCCGCAAGGGUCCAUCACUCAGCUCAGUCCCCAAAGCACCCAUCCACAACUCGGACAUCUAUUGGUCACCCCUGGGGACAACCCCACCACCACCACCAACCCUGAGGACAACCAUCAAAACUCAAUCCACAACUCUGGCAUCUGUUGGUCAUCCCUAGGGACAACCCCGUCUCCCUGGGGGCAACUCAUGAAGCCCAAUCCACAGCCCUGGUAUCUAUUGAUCACCCCUGGGGUACACCCUUAACUAAGAGCUUAACUGUUCAGCCCCAGCCAGAUGAACCACCCCAAUUUGUCCUAUAGAAAACAUUUGAAAUCAGUCUCUGAAAUCCAUUAGCCAUCCUGAGAUGUUAUCUCAGUUUGGCAAUGUAUCGUCCUGAAAGAAAAACUGAAACAAAUCUCUGAAUCUAUUCCGUAAAAAAGAAAUUGAAAUUGAGUUGGUCAGCCUGACCAAUUGGUCAGACCAUUUAAUUGAUAAUCCUAAGAAAAACCAAAGUUUAUAUUUUUCUAUCCAUUUGAUAUCCCAGAAAACCCAAAGUUAACCUCCACAAUCGAUUCAUUAUAUUGAACACCCUAAACUAGUCCCUGCAAUUCAUUUAUUUUUUAAAAAUUGAUUAAUGCCUUAUCAUAGCAAUCAAAUCCUGAAGUCCACGAAAGCUGUCAGCUGAUCAUUAGUGCCCUUCACACGACCUGCGACCUGCAGACUGUACAGUCUUUAUAGUUGUAAAAUAUAUCACUGGUUGCAGUUAUCAAAAGCACUGUCCUACUAUAGUCAUUUUAACUCAGAGAGAUUGUGUCCAAAAUGACACUCUCCUAUUAUUUAACACCAGUCCUAGCACAACAAAGUGUUUAAGAAACAGCAGGCCAGAUCAAUACAAACUGAGAUCAGUGUGACCCUGCCCUAGCAAGCCAGUAUCCCCCCCCCCC
Clupea harengus (Atlantic herring) is the source of this 3955-nucleotide messenger RNA. RefSeq names its product tweety family member 3b (gene ttyh3b). Lineage: Eukaryota; Metazoa; Chordata; Actinopteri; Clupeiformes; Clupeidae. Gene Ontology annotation, cellular component: plasma membrane. The record is from RefSeq and is a predicted model, not a curated record. Gene Ontology annotation, molecular function: intracellularly calcium-gated chloride channel activity; volume-sensitive chloride channel activity.